Messenger RNA from Mytilus californianus (California mussel), 4253 nucleotides. RefSeq names its product calcitonin gene-related peptide type 1 receptor-like. The transcript is spliced from 12 exons. Gene Ontology annotation, biological process: cell surface receptor signaling pathway; adenylate cyclase-modulating G protein-coupled receptor signaling pathway. Lineage: Eukaryota; Metazoa; Mollusca; Bivalvia; Mytilida; Mytilidae. Bases 411 to 1916 code for a protein of 501 amino acids. The record is from RefSeq and is a predicted model, not a curated record. Gene Ontology annotation, cellular component: plasma membrane. Gene Ontology annotation, molecular function: G protein-coupled peptide receptor activity.
UACAAAUAUCAGACAGUUUAUUUAUAAUUUACUACAGGAAAAUAAUGAUAUAUCUAAAUUCCGAUCUGAAGUAUCUGUUUCGGAAAUGUGUAUAUACUUUAGGUUAUAAGAUGUGUUGUUUUUAUAUGGUGAGCUUUUAACUGACUUACAACAAGAAAUUGUGGUCCUGCGUGUGUUUCAUCACUGUCAUCAUUUCGUUAUCAGAGGCAGACGACUACUAUAACAAGCGAACGUGAUUUAUGGUGUUUUUAACCAAUCGGGAUCGCUUAUACGUUUGAGAGUCAAUAAAUUAUUUCAAUUCAACUUAUCAGUGGAUAAAGGAAACUAUAUUUAAAAAAACAGAGUAAACACAUCACUGUUACUGUUAAAGUUCAUUUUGGAGAAGUUAUUUAAAUUUCUGACUUAGAACUAUGGAGGGCUAUUGUCAGACUAGGUUUCAUUACUUAAAUCAGAAAUUUUUUAACUUCAUUACAUGUUCUAUGUGCUACCAGUAUUUAUUCCCAACGAAUAAAGAACUAGUGUCGAGAGGAUUAUUCUUGGAGGCAACAAGUGAAUCAAGGUAUAAAAAAGGGACACAAAUUUUAGCAAAUAUCUCAAACGCAACUUUUGCAAAAAAUGUUUGUAAGACAUUAGAAGCGGAAGGAGACUGUAAAAGAUGGACCGAUUGUUGUUACUCUGCAAUCAAAUGUUGCAAGGAUCAACUUGCGGCGCCUUUUCUUUAUAAUGGCACAAGUCAUUGUCCUCGGAUUUGGGAUGGUUAUGGCUGUUUCCAAGAUACUCUUCCCGGAGUCCGUGAAUAUAUUCAGUGCCCCUCUUACAUUGAACAUGGGGUUACACAUGCACAUGCAUUUAAAGAUUGCACAGACAAUGGAUCGUGGUAUGUUGACCCAGAAACAAACAAGACAUGGACAGACUACAGAUCAUGUGUGCCAAUUGAUCACCCAAUGAUACUAGUGUACAUUAGUCUAGCUUGCAACAUAAUUAGCCUUUUGCUACUUGUUCCUUCUUGUGCUAUAUUUCUGGCUUUCAAACAGUUACGUAACCAGCACAGAAUCAAACUACACAUAUGUUUCUUUACCUCUUUUAUACUGGUAUCAGUGGUGGCUGUAAUGUGGGAUUUCCUUGUCCAUUUCAAUAGACUGAAUACAAGUUCAGAUAGCACACUUCAGAAGAAUACGAGCGGUUGUAAGUUACUGAAUGCCUUGUUGCGAUAUACACAAACAUCUAAUUAUUUCUGGAUGUUUUGUGAGGGAUUUUACCUCCAUCGACUUAUUGUACAUGCAUUCAAAGUACCAAAAGGGCUGCUCGGCUAUUAUGUUAUGGGUUGGGGUAUUGCAUGGGUGCCUGUGGUAAUUUAUUCUAUUAUCAGAGCUACAGAUGAAGAUUUGGACGAAAGGUGUUGGGUGACUGAUGCUGGCCACUACGAAUGGAUCAUAUUUAUACCAAAUGUAUUGUGCCUCUUUAUGAAUGUGGUAUUUUUCGUCAACAUAUUGAGGAUUCUGCUUACGCAGUUGCAAUCUCAUCCAAAUGAGCCUAGUAAUUACAGGCGGGCAUUAAAAGCUACAUUUGUUUUGAUCCCAUUGUUUGGUAUACAGUGGGGGUUCGUAAUACACAGACCAGGAUUUACAUUGUGGUAUGAGGUAGUACGAAUUAUUGUUCAGUAUACACAGGGUGCUAUUGUAUCUCUUGUUUUUUGCAUCUUCAACGGGGAGGUACACUCGCAUUUAAAAAGUUGCCUUCGAAAGAAAUGGCCGAGUGCCUUCAGAGAUGACCCUGGGCGAUUUCAAAGCACGGUGUCUGGAACACAGUACUCGCACGUGUCGUCAGGGCGUCGUGGAACUCAACAAAAUGAUCACUAUAUCCCACUCAACACAGUACCAGACGAUCAACUAAGACAAAACGGUCAUGUUGGAUAAAGCAAUGUUAUGAAAUCAGUUCAGUAAAUCUACCAGUAUUUUUUCAUCAGGAUAGCUAAAUCAAAUGAACCAGUGCAAAAUAUUGACAAAGUUUCUGAAAGAAAGCUCCGUCCCCUUUAUGUAUUGAUUCUGUUUACAUAAUAUUUAUAACACUUUUAUUGUUGGUAUGCAAAUAUUUUUUUGUUUUAUUGUCAAUGCUUGCUUCGUUUUGAAGAUCAUGCACACUUGAACGUUUAUUGAAUCACUGAUGACAAUCAUAGACAGAAGAAAACAUAGUUUUAAUUAGAAAUUAAUCUGAAAAACAUAUUAACGUCUUUCUUGUUUUCUUUUCUCUAAUAAUUAUUAUAACUUUGGAACAGUCAAAAUUAAAACAUCAUACACUUUCUCGAGAAUAAAAUACCACUGGUUAAAAACCUAAUGAAUGAAAAAUUGAAUAGGAAGUCCAAUUUUGUGAUUUAAAAUGGAAAAAAAACUAUAAAAUAAGUUUUAUUUUCCAUAGGCGAGAGAACAUAUGUCGGACAUGGGUGAGCGAUGUCCCUUAGAAAACUCUGAAGACAAACACAAGACUAGUUUUGACCACUCUACACGAGUAUACUUUUCAUUAAAAAAAUCUCAAAACAUCAUAAGACAUUUCAACCACCCUUCAAUCGUUAUGCAUGCCUUAUUUUUCUUUUCUUAUAAUCUUUGCCUGUGAAUUUUUAUUUAUCUUCAAAUGUUGGCGAUGUUAGCAGUUUUCAAUUAACAAUGCAAGGUACAAUUGUGUUCAAUGGAUCAGUCCAUUAGAUUGUGAAUGAGUUUUGUAUCACUUCAAAUAAUAACUUUACAAUAAAGGUAAAACGCCUUAUACAUUUUUAAAAUAGACUGCAGUUUUGUAUAAUUGUCUGUUGGCAAAAUUAUAUGUAAACAGUAAAUGUACAAGACCUUCACAAAUAUUCAGGAUAUCUGUUGUAACAUUAUGCAGUUCGUCUUUUAUACAUGUGUGUGUGUGUGUGUGUGUGUGUGUGUACCAGGAGAGGUAAUAAACUCUGACUCUACAAUUGAAGGGAAAUGUGUAUCCAACACUAUAAAUGUCCUUAUUAAAGUAGCAACUGUCGAUACAUAACAAUUGGUCAUCAACAAACAAAAUCCUAAACUAACAAAAACACUACGAUACUAAUAUCAACAAUUACUGGCAUGGUUUCUGACAUUAGCAUGUGGAAUGGUUUAAUUAGUGUUGUGAGUACUCAAACCACCCCUCUUUAUUUUUUUCUAAAACGUUGUAUCAAUAUUAAUACAGAUCACCAGUUCUAGUAUCUGUACACUUGUUCAAUGAAACAUAUGGCGUCUUGUAUCGUCAUACAUUUAGAGGUAAUUUGUUUAGCACCUAACAUGAAAAUUAAUUAUUCUACAUAUAAGAAAGAAGUCUUUGACGUAAUCUGACAUUGACUUUUUUCUAUGUCUGCUUGAUAGUAGGUUGCUCAACGCUUUCUUUUAACACAAUGUUGGUUAACCUAAUAUAUCAGAAAAAAUCCAAAAGUAAUUUAAAUCUACCAAAUAUCACGCUUCGGAUGUUCAUAGGCAGACAUUAGCGUAUCGGACAUUCGUAUCUAUAUUUACGAAUUUUGUGUUACACAUUGGCAUUAGAGCUUCAAACUUAUUACAUUUAGUGUAAAACAGAAAAAUUACCAAACUAGACUCAUUUUAGGAUCGUGUCAUUAAUAUUUAGAUAUGAGCAACAACUUUACCCAAAAGGAUAUUUAAGUGCAACAUUUUUUUUACAAACAUGUUAUUGUGUGUAAAAUAUUUUUCUGGGUUAAGUGGUGGCUCAUAUUUAUUUUUUGACCAUAAAACCUAUAUUGAGAUGGCCAAUUUAGGUCAAAUACGUAAAUUUCAACUUGUUUACGACGUCUAAGACAUCACACCUUUUUGCACUAAAGUGUCAAGAAUUUAUUAAACUGUACGUUCAUAAUCUAUCAAUGUAAUAACACAGUUUGAAAGAAAGGAUCAAAUAAAUGUAUAUUUUUGCAAUUAUAAAGGCCAAAUAAUGGCUCGUAUUAUACAUCCUUUUGGUUUUUUGCCUUUUUACGUUUUCAAGUAUAGGGGAGUUAAAAGUGCUUGAAACAAUUGAUGUCCUGGAGAUCGCUUUCUCUUCAAAUGUCUAUACAAUGUCACCUUUCAGCGUACAUAGUUGAUAUGACUUAUGAUUUCAAGCUUAUACAUGUACAGGUAUACAUAUACUUAUUAUUACAUAAUUUUUCAAAUUUUCUUUCAUCUUUACUUUGUUUGAUUAUUUAACCUUCAAUAUAUUUUGUUAAGAUAUGCAUUACAUAUAUAUAUUAAAAUCAUUUAGACAUUUUA